AUGCAUAACUCAUACCAGUCCAAUAACCGAAAUCUAGAAUAUGCGGAAACCCCUGGGGCGACGUGUCCAUUGAACGUCUGCUGCUCUGAAUAUGGAUUCUGUGGUACCACCGAAGACUUCUGCGGAAGUGGAUGCCAGAGUGGAUGUGAUGCGGUCAAUGAGCCGUUCUGUUCCGGAACAUCAAGCGAAGCUAUCUACAUCGGGUACUAUGAGGGAUGGAACCCCCAGCGUCCGUGCGAUGUUGUGCUGCCAGAGAAUAUUAAUGUCAACCCUUGGACUCAUCUUUAUUACUCGUUUGCAGGAAUCGAUUCGUUGGAUUUCACUAUCACCACUACCAAUGGCAAUGACAAGGAAUACUGGUCCAAGUUCACUGCUUUGAAGAAGAAGAAGCCUUCACUGAAAACGUAUAUCUCUGUUGGAGGUUGGGACGUUGGAGGCAAGGUCUUCUCUGAUAUGGUGCGGUUCCCUGGCACACGCAAGACAUUCAUUGACUCUGCCAUCUCCAUGAUGACAGAGUAUGGCUUUGAUGGCAUUGAUAUCGAUUGGGAAUACCCUGCGGCCGAUGAUCGCGGUGGGGCUGCAAGAGACACUGCAAACCUGGUGACCUUCCUCUCUGAGCUCAGGGCCGCUGUGGGAACCAAAUUUGGCGUGACGUGCACGUUGCCAUCCUCAUACUGGUAUUUGAAGGGCUUCGAUAUUGCCGGUAUGGCAAAGUAUGUUGAUUUCUUCAACUUCAUGUCUUACGACAUCCAUGGCACAUGGGAUGGUAAUAGUGAAUGGACGGAUUCCGCUGUCAAUGCCCACACCAACCUGACAGAAAUUUCUGCCGGACUUGAUCUUUUGUGGAGGAAUGGCAUCGAUCCCAGCAAGGUCCUACUUGGAUUGGGUUUCUACGGCCGUUCGUUUACCUUGGCUGAUUCCUCCUGCAACACUCCAGGCUGUAAAUUCUAUACCGAGAACAACAGCACUGGAGGUGCCGUCGCUGGUGAGUGCACAGGAACCAGCGGCAUUUUAUCCGACUAUGAAAUCAGCCGUAUCAUCAAUGACUAUUCGGUCAAUGUCAUGUACGAUGAGACUGCUGGGGUCAACUGGAUGACCUGGAGUGGGAAUCAAUGGGUUUCUUUCGAUAACGGCCGUACGCUCAGACAAAAGGCUGACUUCGCCAAUAGUAAAUGCCUUGGUGGGCUGUUCAGUUGGGCGCUCGACCUUGGUGGCCCCGGCUCCCUCAAAAACCCCAACGGGCUGACUGCAGACGACACCAGUAUGGGUGGCGCAAAUACCGACGGAGGCAGUGAUGGGACUGGUCUGCUCUACGUGGGCCAGGAAGUUCUGGGAGAUUCGCCCACUGUGACUGCUAUUGCUCCUGUCAACAUAAUCUUCCCUAAGGCUGUUCUGGAUGCCCCGACGACUAUUGACCUUGGAGGCGGUUAUCCGACCUCCUUGGAGGUGGCAUGGAGCACCACCAAAACUGUCACUGUCGGCAGUAUCACCACGGUGACCUCGACUAUUACCCGGUAUAUCAUGCCGACUACCAUCCCCCUGACACCUAUUACCACGGACACUAUCAACUACUAUAAUUGGAACAUUAGUGAUAUUGUCACUUCUAGUAUCGGAACUCUCAUCCCUAGUAUUGAGAUUCCACCUGUUGUGGUUACUGAUGAUCCUAACCCUCUGAACGAGACGGGCAUCACUCACUUGCCUCUUGUGACUCGCACCGUCAGUAUUCCGCCGUGGCCUUGGAAUACCGAUGGCACCAAGUACCCUAGUGUCACUUUUACUGAAGGUGAUCCUCCGGGCCCGACAUGCACUGCCAAUUGCGGCCAUAAGUGUUAUAGAUUCUGUCACGGACCUUGUCUGUCCGACUGCGGCACUGAAAGCUCCUCUAGCUUCAUUGAUCCGCUAGAUGCUGAUGCUCCUUCGGUCAGCAAGUGUUCUGGUCCUGGUUGUGUCAAUGGAAAGUGCACUGGCAGUGGUCUGUGCAUUGAGAGGGGCUGUACUGGUAAUGACUGCAAGAACCGGGUCUGCGUGGGUGAUGACUGCGUCCCGACAGCCUGCACGGGCUCUGACUGCGACGAUGGUCACUGCAACGGCAAUGAUUGUCAAAACCAUGGUUGUAUUGGCGAUGAUUGCGACGGUGGUAGUAGCACCGACGACCAUAACAAUGACGACGAUGAAGAUGGCGGUGAAGGAGGCUCAGGCCGCUGUUUCGGUCCUUUGUGUCUCUCUUGGGGUUGUGUGGGCACGGAUUGCUCGAACAUUGACUUCACCUGUACUGGUCAUCUGUGUCGCAUCGUGACAUGCUCUGGUACCGGCUGCUCCAAUGGCAUCUGCACCGGCGAGGGAUGUCAGUCCGUAGACUCGGACUGCGAGACUGAAGAGGCCGAUAGAUGUACCGAGUAUAUCUCCAGCACGAUGGUCACGCCAGCAUCGACCUACUCGACCACUACCGUGACUAGCCACUGCAAUACUAUUACUGCUUGCGCUGCCAAACCAACGACGGUGACCAGCACUAUGGACGAGGACGGGCUGGAUGAAGGCACAAUUACGGCCGUCGAGACGGAAACGAGCGAUGACGCAUCGCUCACUAGCUAUCUUGAUGCGCUGAUGAGCAGUUUUUAUGCAUCAGCGUUUACUACCACCAGCUCGACCACCACCACUACCACUAGUUCGACGACGAAAACGACCUCUACUACCCCUACCCCGACUGAAACGAGCUACGAUUGCAAAGGAUCAGUCCGCUGUGACCGGACCAGGGCUAACGCCUUCAAUAGGACCAAAGAUACAGAUACGAACUCAGGAACAUGCUAUACAGACGGUAAGAAUGCCGGCUUCGGCUGCGGCGUCUUCGUUGAAGGGGACGACUGCGAGAUGACCGGCGACCAGAUGGCAGCUGCCUACGAUCAUAUCUUCCAGGAGACAGGCGGAGACUGUGGUAUCUGCGGUCAUGCUCACUUCGACAACGGAUGCACCUUGACCGUCAACUAUGUCAGUGGAUGCUCAACGACGAAUGGCAUUUUGGAGGCGUUCGUUGGAAACGUUUCGGAUAUUACCACAGCAUCCUCAGCUGCCGCCGCGUGGUCAUCGAAGCCCGUGAAGUUGUAA
Aspergillus fischeri NRRL 181 is the source of this 3102-nucleotide messenger RNA. RefSeq names its product bacteriodes thetaiotaomicron symbiotic chitinase. Gene Ontology annotation, biological process: carbohydrate metabolic process. Gene Ontology annotation, molecular function: chitin binding; hydrolase activity, hydrolyzing O-glycosyl compounds. NCBI's taxonomy places the organism in Eukaryota, Fungi, Ascomycota, Eurotiomycetes, Eurotiales, Aspergillaceae. The transcript has 10 exons. Bases 1 to 3102 code for a protein of 1033 amino acids. The record is from RefSeq and is a predicted model, not a curated record.